UGUGGAUAUUAAUACGAGUUGCUAAGCAGUUCUUCCACAGUCGUGCAGUGCCCAGUUAAGUGCGAAACAUGUCCGGCAGAGGUAAAGGAGGAAAAGGUCUUGGAAAGGGAGGCGCAAAGCGUCACCGCAAAGUUCUUCGUGAUAACAUCCAGGGGAUCACCAAGCCUGCAAUCAGGCGUUUGGCUCGCCGUGGUGGUGUGAAGCGUAUCUCUGGUCUCAUCUACGAGGAGACCCGUGGUGUGUUAAAGGUUUUCCUGGAGAACGUGAUUCGCGAUGCCGUCACCUACACAGAGCACGCCAAGAGAAAGACUGUGACUGCAAUGGAUGUUGUUUAUGCUUUGAAACGCCAGGGACGUACUCUGUACGGUUUUGGUGGUUAAAGAUCAGAUCUCCUCUUCGACUAAACCCAAAGGCUCUUUUAAGAGCCACCCAAUACCUUAUAAAAGCUUGUCUUCCUUUUUAAUGGGGUAAUGGAAGUUAAACUUCUAGUGUAGAGAUAAGCACAUCUAUAAAUUUGCUAGGUGCUGAAUAUUAUAAACGACGUAUAAAAAAGAAAAGUUACAUGCACAUUGCCUCGUAUGCUACCAGUUUAAAUGUAGCCUAGUUUA
Alosa alosa (allis shad) is the source of this 608-nucleotide messenger RNA. RefSeq names its product histone H4. The record is from RefSeq and is a predicted model, not a curated record. The transcript has a single exon. The coding region runs from base 69 to 380 and encodes 103 amino acids. Lineage: Eukaryota; Metazoa; Chordata; Actinopteri; Clupeiformes; Clupeidae. Gene Ontology annotation, molecular function: protein heterodimerization activity; DNA binding; structural constituent of chromatin. Gene Ontology annotation, cellular component: nucleosome. Gene Ontology annotation, biological process: nucleosome assembly.